AGUGUCGAUUGUGUACAGUGCUAUAGCUUAUGAGCGAUAGGGAGGAACAACAACCGGACGACCGGAUCUUGCGAUCGGCAAGUAAGACUGUCGAGGAGCACGUUGCACAUUUGGACAAAGUCCUCAGUCUCCUGCAACAGCACAAGUUCAAGAUCAACGGUGAGAAGUGCGAGUUNAAGACUGUCGAGGAGCACGUUGCACAUUUGGACAAAGUCCUCAGUCUCCUGCAACAGCACAAGUUCAAGAUCAACGGUGAGAAGUGCGAGUUUGGGCGCACCCAUGUCUUGUACUUGGGUCAUGAGAUAUCCGUGGAAGGGUUGAAGCCCGAUGACGCGAAGGUGGCCAGCAUUCGUGAUUGGCCACGUCCUCAGUCUGUGACUGAGAUGAGAUCUUUCUUAGGAAUGACAGGCUACUAUAGGACUUUCGUUAAGAACUAUAGCAUACUGGACGCUCCUUUCACUGAUCUGACCCGCCUUGACACCCCAUGGGAGUGGACAGAUAAGUGCGAGGCUGCUUUCAGACAUCUGAAGCAUGCGUUGACGCACUACGAGGUCUUGAAACUUCCUUAUCCUGAUAAGUCGUUUAUAGUCACCACGGAUGUCUGCCAAUAUGGCAUUGGCGCCAUGCUCGCACAACAGGAGGGGCCAAAGUUGAGGCUUGUAGAGUACAUGUCCAAGCUAAUGCCGUCUCAGAAGUUGGCUAAGUCCACCUAUGAGAAGGAACUUUAUGAGGUGUACAAGGCUCUGACCCAUUGGAGGCACUAUCUCCUUGGGAGAGUCUGGGUUAAGUCUUCAGAACUGGGACAAGAGCAUGGGAUUUCCCGCAAACGCAUGCCCCAGUACUUUGGACCCUGGGAAGUCUUGGACAUCGUUGGAACAGAUCCGGAUGGGCCAUCUUAUGUUAUCCGGAUCCCUGGUCAUCUCCGAACGUACCCUGUCUUUCACGCCUCCAAGCUUGCUCCUUUCAAGGAAACAGAUGAGUUUCCUUCUCGUCGCUCAAUGCUGCCCCCAACCAUGGACGGAGAAGUGGACAUUGAUGACAUUGUGGAUCACAGGGAGCUGCCAGUUCAGAGACCUACAGGUAGGGGACGUCCUCCGAAACCGAAGCUGCAGUACCGCGUUCGGUUCCGACAUCAUACUGAUCCCAAGGAGGACCGCUGGUUCACGAGGGAAGAACUCAUGCAGACCGCUCCUCAAGUUGUAGCUCAUUAUGAGAAAACUCUGCAGAAAGGAAAGCGCCCGAUGAGGGAAAGGGAGGCAGAGGCAGCAGCCAGAGCCACAAGCAUUGCUGAACAGGUGGCCCUCCUUCAGGUCCCGGAAGCGAAUGCUGACCGGUUCCAAGAGAGGCUAGCUGCUGCCAUAGCAGCCUUGGUUCGACUGCGGACCUUGGAAGACCUUGAGUCCUGCGUGAUAGCACUGGAGCAGCGGAACCACGAGUUGCAAGCUGAGAUACUCAGCCUCAAACAGUCCCAAUUGUCUGCCCCUCGUCCUCCUAACCCUCGACUUGCUGCAGUCUCAGUCUCUCAAUCUAACACAGUCCUCAUAACAAGAGCAAGUGGAACUGUGACAAGCGCAGGAACCGGUGCCAGCUCCUCAAGCGGCAUCGCCGACAAUUCUGCACUAGUCAUAGUCCCAAAUGCAGGAACAUCAGCCCAAAACGCCACAGUUCUUACUGGCGUACAGUACAGCGGUCCCGUAGUGGACGAGCGGGUGGCCACUCUGCCGUCCAAGUACGACGGGAAAGGGGACAUCACCUCUUGGAUAAGCUCCAUGCGCUCAUACUUUGAGGAUGAUCCUCCACUGGAAGUCCCAACAAACAUUCACCGUCUAUUAGAUCGAUUCCCCGAAGUUCUGGCCGAACCUCGUGGAGUUCCCGAGCGUCCGGUCAAACACAAGAUCGAGAUAAUAGAAGGGAGUGUUCCUCCAAAGGGCUGCGUCUACCGUAUGGGACAAGGCGAGUUGGAGGAGUUGAGGAGACAAAUUGAUGACAUGAUCGACCGUGGAUGGAUUAGGCCUAGUGAGUCCGAGUUCGGUGCACCUGUCCUGUUUGUGCCAAAGAAAGGAGGCAAACUCCGGAUGUGUAUUGACUAUCGUGGCCUCAAUCGAAUCACCGGAAAGAAUUCUUACCCUUUGCCUCGCAUAGAUGAUCUGCUAGAUGCGGCAGGUGGGUGCAAGGUCUUCUCCAAGAUCGACCUCAAGUCUAGUUACCACCAGAUUGAAGUUGAUCCGAACGACCAACACAAAACUGCAUUCAAAACACGUGAUGGGCUAUACGAAUUCAUCGUUAUGCCCUUCGGUCUUACGAAUGCACCAGCCACAUUUCAGUGCCUCAUGGACAAGGUUCUUCGCCAUCAGCUCAACAAGUUUGUUGUUGUUUACCUCGAUGACAUCCUGAUUUUCAGCAAGUCCAUGGAAGAGUACGCCAAGCACCUUGAGGAAGUUUUGCAGGUCCUCAAGGAGGCACAACUGCACCUCAACUUAGAGAAAUCUGAGUUUGGAAGGGACAACGUCAUCUAUCUUGGGCACCGGUUGUCUGCAAACGGCCUUGAGCCGGAGGCAACCAAGGUUGAGGUCAUCCGAAAGUGGCCUCAACCAGCGAACGUACGCGAACUGCGUUCUUUUCUUGGUUUGGCCUCAUAUUACCGGAAGUUUGUGCCCAAAUUUUCUGUCAUUGCUCACCCACUCUCGAGACUAACAAGUAAGAAUGUUGCCUAUGCGUGGUAUGAGAAAUGUCAGAUUCCGUUCCAAGCCUUGAAAGAGGCAUUGGUGAGUCAUCCUGUGCUCCGUAUUGUGGAUUCCAACCUCACAUUCGUAGUCACUACGGACGCGAGCCAGUUUGGGAUUGGUGCAGUGCUACAACAAGAUGAUGGUGAUGACCUGCGUCCGCUCGAGUAUUACAGCAAACGCAUGCCCAGCCACAAGGUUCUCCUGACGGAUUACCUAAGGUGCCUACCUGCAGAGGUAAGGACCAAGCUGGUUGACGAGGCCUAUAUCGAACAGCACACCUUCGCUUCUUUCAGUAAGAAAGCUUUGGACAUAGAGGCAAAGUUGGGGUCUGCUCAUAAGGUAUCUCAUGAUGGUAGGAAGAGACUACCCCAGGACUGGAAGAAGAAAGGUCAGUUAAUGUUCGUUGACCAUGAUGGUCAAACGACGGAGAUUGACGAAUUCCCAGACCUUGGGGAGUUGAGAGAGCAGGAUGGGGCCAACGAGACUUCGGAAGGGGGAGUCGUGGCACCUAUCAAGGAAAAGGCUAGGGGGACCGGGAAGAAGAAGGUAGGACGGUCCGCGGGUCAGGGAGACCAAGGGACACCCGCAUGGGUGAAGCUUGGUUUGGAUUAUAAGGUGUGGAGGGACCGAGUUGCUAGGGGCACUUGCAUGAACUGUGGCAAUUAUGGCCACACGUCACGGAUGGAUCAGAAAGCCAACGAGACUGACGAGGCCUAUGAAGCACGUUUGGCGGCCAUCAUGGCCGAAAGCAAACAACGGGCAGAAGCAUCAGUAGCAGCAAGGAAGAAGAGGGAGGCAGAGGCAGAGAGGCUGCGUCAUAUCGCCGAAGAUCAACGGCAGAAGCAUGCAGCAGAAGCAGCAAAGACGGUCGAUGAAGAACGAGUACGACGGCGGGAGAUUCUCUUCAGGGAGGAAACUGCGUUACACGCACAGGCCAGGGAUUGGCAGAAGGAGGUUGAGAAUGGAGACUCCGUUGACUACGGGACCAGGGUUGCUCUCCUGCUCAACUGCGUCAUGGACCUCCUCGCUACUUGCAUCGCACAGCAGGAGGACAUCCACUCUCUCGACCAUGCCAAUCAGGCGCUGACUAAGCGCAUACAACAGCUGGAGCAGCGACCAGUCGCCACCUCCAGCGCCGGCCCCUCCGACCUCGUCGACCGCGUCAACGUCUUGGAGAUAGACGCGGGUAAGCUCAAGAUCGAGACACAGCGACUGGACCAGCAGGUGGGGGCGGCAGCCACACCGAGCUCAACGCCUUGUGAGAGCAUCGCCAAAUUUGAGGGGCUCCUGAUCUUCUGUGAUGCAUCGAAGAAGGAGCCUAUACCUUGGUGGCGCCAGUUCGAAUUAAAGUUGGACAUCCACCAUGUCGUCCACACAAACUGGCACGCAUACUUGUACUCCCGGUCAGGAGGUGCGUGCCAAGCAUGGCUGGACAACAUGUUGUCCGCACAUGCAUGCACAGUCUCCGAGUUACACAACUUCAUCACCUGGGUCGAUCUUACGGCGGCAUGGACGAAACGUUUCCAAGUGGAACCGCCCGAGCAUCAGGCGAUGGACAAGCUGCUGACAUUCUCACAGAACAGCAUGCCAAGUGGAGACUGGAUAUCUGAGUUCCAACGUCUGGCAAGCACGCCCAAGCUGCCGCUGAACUUCGACGACAUCAAGCUCUACUUCAUCAAAAGGUCGUGCCCANACUGGAUAUCUGAGUUCCAACGUCUGGCAAGCACGCCCAAGCUGCCGCUGAACUUCGACGACAUCAAGCUCUACUUCAUCAAAAGGUCGUGCCCAACAUUGCAAAAUGCGUUAACUCAGGUCGUCGAGAACCUCAACACAAGUGAGGAACUCUUCAACAAGGCCGCGCAAAUCAUUGUGACGAACUUGGAAGCCAAGAACAUUGGCCGUUCGUCGACAGCCGGCCAGGGCGCGUAUCAGAAUCGGUCGAAAGUGGUUGUGGUCGCGGCAGCAACGCCAAGCGACCCUUCAACUUCAAACGAGGCUGCCUCUUCUGCCGAGGGAGACAGAUUAGGAGCUGCCCAGAAUGGUGCCCGCCCUGCCAAAGGACGAGGGCGCGGCAAAACGAAGACAAACACCACUUCUUCUGGGCUCGGACAAGCAGCUCCAGCUCAAGAACCUUGGACGCAAUACGGUCUGACGAAGCGCGGGUAUCGCGUCCGCAGCAAGUACCACGAGAUAGGCCUAUGUUUUCUUCGCACCGUCGCGGCAGCCGAAUUUCAACCCACGGACUUGUCUUCGGACCCCCGUGUGGUACGGUUGCUUGACAAAUUCGCCGACACCUUCGAGUCACCUACCGGCGUGGUGCCGGAUCGGCCGAUCUCCCACGAGGUCAUUCUCGAGGCCGGUGCCGUGCCGCCGAAAGGUUGCAUCUAUUGCAUGAGCGAGGAGGAAUUUACAGUACUCCGCGCGCAGCUCAAUGAUUUGUUGGACAAAGGCUGGAUCCAACCUAGUAGCUCACCCUAUGGUGCGCCGGUUCUCUUCGUGCGGAAGAAGAACAAGGAUCUUCGCCUAUGCAUCGAUUACCAUAAGCUCAAUGCGCAAACCGUCAAGAACGCGGGACCUCUUCCCCGUAUUGACGACCUUCUGGAGCGUUUGGACGACGUUUCCAAAUUAGAUUUGAAGUCGGGAUAUCAUCAGAUUUCGAUACGCCCGCAAGAUCGCUACAAAACCGCGUUUAAGACACGGUAUGGACACUUUGAGUGGGUCGUCAUGCCUUUCAGACUCACCAACGCCCCGACGACUUUUCAAGCGGCGAUGACCAACGAGUUUCGUGCGAUGCUAGACCGGUUCGUGCUGGUCUACUUAGACGACAUCCUCGUCUAUAGCCGAACCUUGGAGGAACACCUCGAGCAUCUUCGACGAGUAUUGGAGACACUCCGUCGUGCCAAGUACAAAGCCAACCGCGACAAGUGCGAGUUCGUACGUCAAGAGUUGGAAUACUUGGGCCAUUUCGUCACUCCACAAGGCAUCAGUCCGUUGUCGGACAAGAUUCAAGUCAUCCAAGAUUGGCCGGAGCUGCGGAACGUCACGGAUGUCCGUUCGUUCCUUGGCCUUGCCGGCUACUACCAACGUUUCAUCAAAGGAUACUCGGAGAUCGCGGCCCACUUAUCCAAGCUUCAAUGCGAGGAACGACCAUUUGACUUCGGGACGGAUGCGCGAGCAUCAUUUUUGGCCCUUAAGGCCGCAUUGCUAUCAGCGGAAGUCUUGCAAAUAUACGACCCGCUAUUGCCAACGCGCGUCACUACGGAUGCGUCCGGCUAUGGCAUUGGUGCCGUCCUCGAACAACAUGAUGGCGUGGACUGGCACCCGGUUGAAUACUUCAGCAAGAAAGUGUCGAUCGUGCAUUCAAUCGAUGAUGCACACAAGAAGGAACUUCUCGCCUUCGUCCACACACUCAAGCGGUGGCGACACUUCCUCCUUGGUCGAUGCCAAUUCCGAUGGGUAACGGACAACAAUCCGUUGGUCUUUUACAAGACCCAAGACACCGUCAACAGCACGAUCGCCCGUUGGAUGGUGUUCAUCGACCAGUUCGACUUUUUUCCCGAUCAUAUUCUGGGGAAGUCAAACCGUUUUGCGGAUGCUCUUUCACGGCGUCCGGAUCACUGCACCGCCGUCUACUCGACCUUCGAGAUAGAGGAUGACUUGCGGGACAGUUUCAUCCGCGGCUAUCAAGCCGACCCCGAAUUUCGCGACAAGUACGCAAAUUGUUCCUCUCCUAAUCCGGUGCCUUCACACUAUCGGAUCCAAGAGGGAUACUUGCUCGUUCACUCGCGGGGAAAGGAUCUAUUUUGUGUGCCGCAAGAUUCACACUUGCGCACUAGGCUUCUUGGUGAGUUCCACGAUGCCCCCGCCACCGGACACUUUGGAGUCAAUCGCACGAUUGGCUGGAUCCGCGAGCGCUUUUGGUGGCCCGGUCUUCUCGACGACGUCACACGCUAUUGCGAGUCAUGCGAGGUUUGCCGACAUUGCAAAUCCCGCAAUCAUCGUCCGUAUGGCGAACUGCGACCAUUACCGGCCCCCUUGCGCCGAAGGGAAGCGGUUGCCAUGGACAUUACCGGGCCGUUCCCCAAGCACACGACGGGCGUGGAUGGGAUUCUCACGGUGGUUGACCGACUCACCAAGUUUGCCAUGUUUUUGCCUUGCCGCUAUCACGCCAAGGCACCGGAGUUGGCCGAGGUUGUGAGUUAUGCCCGAAGCACGUCAAUGGACACCGGAGUAGAGGUUGUCGACCUUCACGCUUACAUUGCGAAGAUCGACCGCGAGUUCAAGACGCAACGGUACGACGACAUCGACGCACCAUUGCUAUAUGUACGCAUUCAGAUCGGAGAGGUGACCUGCAACGCCUUGAUCGAUUCUGGAGCAUCUCGCAACUACAUCAGCCAGGACUUCAUGGUGCGCGCCAGCCUUGGCCCACGUGUCCGGAGGAAGUCGCAGCCGACGCAAGUCACGUUGGCGGACGGUCACACGCACAAGUCCAUCGCCUGGUGCAUUGACAACGUCCCAGUGUACUUUGCCCCUCACGCAAGUGAGGCGGUGUCCUUUGACAUUCUGGACACCAAAUUCGACAUGAUCUUGGGCAUGUCAUGGCCGCGAAGCGAGGAUCACCCGGUGAACUUCUUCCACCGCACCGUUCAUAUUCGUAAUCGGAACGGAGUACUAGUUCCAUGCACGGGGCCUCUUCCUCAUCCUUCGAUCAGCUGCCACAUGGUAUCCGCCGCAAGCAUGCGAGCUUCCAUCAUCAGAGACGACAUCGAGGAGAUGGGGGUGUGUUUUCUCCACGCCCUCCCGCCCCAUGACGCUUCAUCGAUGGACUCCCCUUCGGAUCCACGCAUCACCGAGCUUCUCGACGCCAACAGCGACGUGUUCGAAGGCCCGCACGGAGUAGUACCGGAUCGACCCAUCCGCCACGAGAUCAUCCUCGAGGACGGGGCCGUACCCCCGCGCGGUUGCAUCUACCGAAUGCAGUGUGCAAGUAAUCCCGCAGUUGUGCCAUAAGCACGUUGCAAUGCAGUUUCGACAAUCGUCCGGUCGAGAGAACGGGCAUCCACUGGAAGUUCGUGAAUGUCUAUGGGUCG
This is a messenger RNA of Chara braunii, 7816 nucleotides long. The record is from the annotation of a GenBank genome assembly. Lineage: Eukaryota; Viridiplantae; Streptophyta; Charophyceae; Charales; Characeae.